ACAAAGAGAGGAGUGGCCGGAAGGGUACGUGAGAGAGCCGGCCAUGGAGGUCCAUACCUGAUUGCUACGUGCGCUGCGCACGUAAGCGGUUGACAGGCAGUGGCUGAUCAGAGGUGAUCGGGAGGGGUUCAGUUCGUCGGCCGAUCAGGUGAUCGAUCGAUCGAUAUCCAUCAUGGCGUAUCUCCGGAACAAGUCGAUGGAGUUCUUCAAGAGGUUCGAGAUGCCGGCGAAGAACCCGUCGGAGGACGCGCAGCGCCGGUGGCGGGAGGCCGUCGGCACGCUCGUCAAGAACCGCCGCCGCCGCUUCCGCAUGGUCCCCGACCUCGACAAGCGAUCUCAGGCUGAGACACAGCGCCGCAAGAUCCAGGAGAAGCUUCGUGUUGCACUAUACGUGCAGAAGGCUGCACUGCAGUUCAUCGACGGUACAACCCGCAAGACGGAGCACCCGCUGCCGGAGAUCGCGCGGCAAUGCGGCUUCUCCAUCAGCGCCGAGGAGCUGGCCUCCGUGGUGCGCGGCAAGGACGCCAAGAGCCUGAGGCAUCACAAGGGCGUCGACGGCAUCGCCCGGAAGGUCAACGUGUCCCUCGCCGACGGCACCAAGUCCGACGACACUGGCCUCCGCGCCGAGGUCUACGGCGCCAACCAGUACACCGAGAAGCCCCCGAGGACGUUCUGGAUGUACCUGUGGGACGCCAGCCAGGACAUGACGCUCAUGCUCCUCGCCUUUUGCGCGAUCAUCUCCGUCGUCAUAGGCCUCGCCACCGAGGGGUGGCCGAGCGGUAUGUUCGACGGCGUAGGCAUCAUGCUCACCAUCUUCCUCGUGGUCAUGAUCACCGCGGCCAGCGACUACAAGCAGUCGCUGCAGUUCCGGGACCUCGACAAGGAGAAGAAGAAGAUUGACAUGCACGUCACCCGCGACGGCUACCGGCAGAAGGUAUCCAUCUACGAGAUUGUCGUCGGCGACAUCGUCCACCUGUCCAUCGGCGACCAGGUGCCGGCAGACGGCUUGUACAUCGAUGGCUACUCGUUCGUGGUCGACGAGUCGAGCCUGUCCGGCGAGAGCGAGCCUGUGCACGUGUCGGUCGCGAACCCGUUCUUGCUUGGCGGGACCAAGGUGCAGGACGGCUCGGCGCGGAUGCUGGUGACGGCGGUCGGGAUGCGCACGGAGUGGGGGAACCUGAUGGAGACGCUGAGCCAGGGAGGCGAGGACGAGACGCCGCUGCAGGUCAAGCUCAACGGAGUGGCCACCAUCAUCGGCAAGAUCGGGCUGGCGUUCUCGGUGCUCACCUUCACCGUGCUCAUGGCGCGGUUCCUGGUGGGCAAGGCGCACGCGCCCGGCGGGCUGCUGCGGUGGAGGGUCGCCGACGCGCUCUCGGUGCUCAACUUCUUCGCUGUCGCAGUCACCAUCAUCGUCGUCGCCGUGCCCGAGGGGCUGCCUCUCGCUGUCACUCUCAGCCUGGCGUUCGCCAUGAAGAAGCUCAUGCAACAGCGCGCGCUGGUGAGGCACCUCUCAGCUUGCGAGACCAUGGGGUCGGCGAGCUGCAUCUGCACCGACAAGACCGGCACGCUCACCACGAAUCACAUGGUCGUCGAGAAGGUCUGGGCAUCCGGGGCGGCGCAGACCGUGAGCACUGCCAAGGGCUUCGACCAACUCAAAUCGUCAGUGUCAGAGAAGUUUUCGAAGGUGCUACUAGAGGGCGUGUUCCAUUGCUCCGGCUCGGAGGUCGUCCGGGACAAGGACGGCAAGACCACCAUCAUGGGCACGCCCACCGAGACGGCCAUCCUCGAAUUUGGCCUGGAGGUGGAGAAGCACACGAAAGUCGAGCACGCCGACGCCAAGAAGCUCAAGGUGGAGCCGUUCAACUCGGUGAAGAAGACAAUGGCCGUUGUUGUCGCGUCCCCGAAUGCCGCUGGCCGCCCCCGCGCAUUCCUGAAGGGCGCGUCCGAGGUCGUCCUGCAGCGGUGCAGCUGCGUUAUCGACGGCACCGGGAGCGUUGAGAAACUCACAGAAGCGAAGGCGAAGCGGGUGGCCAGCGCCAUCGAUGCGUUCGCGUGCGAGGCGCUGCGCACGCUCUGCUUGGCUUACCAGGACGUCGGCACCGGCAACGACAUCCCUAGCGACGGGUACACGCUCGUUGCAGUGUUCGGCAUCAAGGACCCCCUCCGUGCGGGCGUUAGGGAGGCCGUGAAGACGUGCCACGCAGCCGGUAUCAAUGUCCGUAUGGUCACCGGAGACAACAUCAACACGGCAAAGGCGAUCGCGAGGGAGUGCGGCAUCCUGACCGAUGACGGCAUUGCCAUCGAGGGGCCCGAGUUCCGGAUGAAGAGCCCUGAAGAGAUGAGGGAGAUCAUACCCAGAAUCCAGGUGAUGGCUCGGUCGCUACCGUUGGACAAGCACACGCUUGUGACCAACCUGAGGGGCAUGUUCAACGAGGUGGUGGCGGUGACCGGCGACGGCACGAACGACGCACCGGCGCUGCACGAGGCUGACAUUGGCCUCGCCAUGGGCAUUGCUGGAACAGAGGUUGCCAAGGAGAACGCCGACGUGAUCAUCAUGGACGACAACUUCUCCACCAUCAUAAACGUCACCAAAUGGGGCCGUUCCGUCUACAUCAACAUCCAGAAGUUUGUGCAGUUCCAGCUCACAGUGAAUGUUGUCGCCCUGAUGGUGAACUUCGUCUCUGCAUCUUUCACAGGAAGCGCGCCGCUGACCAUUGUGCAACUGUUGUGGGUGAACCUGAUCAUGGACACCCUUGGUGCGUUGGCGUUGGCGACGGAGCCACCCAACGAGGCAAUGAUGCAGAGGCCGCCGGUCGGCCGAGGCGACAACUUCAUCACCAAGGUGAUGUGGAGGAACAUCAUCGGCCAGAGCAUCUACCAGCUGAUCGUGCUUGGCCUUCUCCUCUUCAGAGGGAAGAGCCUCCUGCAGAUGAACGGCGCUCACGCUGACGCCCUGCUUAACACGUUCAUAUUCAACACCUUUGUGUUCUGCCAGGUUUUCAACGAGGUGAACAGCAGAGAGAUGGAGAAGAUCAAUGUCUUCGGCGGCAUUUUUAGUAGCUGGAUCUUCUCGGCGGUUGUCGGCGCCACAGUCGUGUUCCAGGUGAUCAUCGUGGAGCUCCUAGGGACGUUUGCCAGCACGGUGCAUCUUAGCGGGAGGCUGUGGCUCAUCAGCGUGCUCAUCGGGUCAGUCAGCCUGGUGAUUGGUGCCAUUUUGAAGUGCAUCCCUGUCGAUACUAGCAAUGACUCGUCAGGUCACCACGAUGGCUACCAACCCAUCCCCACCGGCCCCAAUGCCGUGUGAUUUUGAAGACAUUUCACAAUUCUUCUUUUCAAAAAUAAAGGAAUCGAGUUUUGUGGUUUGAAUAGUUUGGAUAGGAACAAUGGUUAAGUAAUUUGAUUUUCAUCUCUUGAAUAUUCUGUC
Molecule: messenger RNA, 3424 nt
Organism: Phragmites australis (common reed)
Lineage: Eukaryota; Viridiplantae; Streptophyta; Magnoliopsida; Poales; Poaceae
Product: calcium-transporting ATPase 1, plasma membrane-type
Exons: 7
Coding region: 173-3304 (1043 amino acids)
Biological process (GO): calcium ion transmembrane transport
Cellular component (GO): intracellular membrane-bounded organelle; membrane
Molecular function (GO): calmodulin binding; P-type calcium transporter activity; ATP binding
Source: RefSeq, a predicted model, not a curated record